Messenger RNA from Manihot esculenta (cassava), 2360 nucleotides. Its product is annotated as ubiquitin carboxyl-terminal hydrolase 24. Gene Ontology annotation, cellular component: nucleus; cytosol. Lineage: Eukaryota; Viridiplantae; Streptophyta; Magnoliopsida; Malpighiales; Euphorbiaceae. Gene Ontology annotation, biological process: protein deubiquitination. Bases 378 to 2033 code for a protein of 551 amino acids. Gene Ontology annotation, molecular function: cysteine-type deubiquitinase activity; cysteine-type endopeptidase activity. The record is from RefSeq and is a predicted model, not a curated record. The transcript is spliced from 7 exons.
CCAGAGCAAGGAAAAGAAUAUCCACCCAAUCAGUGUUCUUUUUCCCUUCUCUCUGGAGUUACCUGCCUAUGCUGCGUAGCGUCGAGCUGCUUCUCUUUAAGCUCCAAAGGGAGUGUUUCUUCGCUAAAUGCUCAAUUUCUUCAGACCCAUCACAGUCUUUUCCCAUUUCAUGUCUUCAAUCGACGCCUUUCUUUCCUCUGCUCCUUGUUGUUCAGAGUGGAAGUGGUCUCAAACCCUAAAUCUUCUCCAUAUCCUCUUUAUAUUUUUGCUUUCCCUUUUUGCUCCUUUCUCUUUCCACUCCCAAAACGAAGAUUAUUAUAAAUCGAGGUUGGGUUUUUUACGCUCUGUGGAUUCUACAGCUCUGGUUUUUACACGCCAUGAGUGACAACAAGGUCCUAGUAUUUGGGUCAUUCACUGAAGAUGAAACCAGGUCAUGGCUGCAAAAGCCAUCAUCUGACUCUGAGAAAGAUGAAAAACCCUUGGAAAAGAAAGAAUUGCAAUUUGGUUCUUUGAAUUUUGCAACUGCAAUAACUUUUGGUGAUUUUAAUAGUGAAUCAAGCAGGCAACUGGGUUCUGCAAAUGGAAAAGUCAGUUUUCAGACUAAAAGUCCACUUAAGAAGGAAAAGGAUGUGAAGAUUGCACAAAAAGAACAUAAUUUGCCUGGGGUGCUGGGAAGUCCAAAACAAAAUGGAAGCAUUAACGAUUUCUCCCGUGGCAAUGCCAUCACUAAUGGUGUGAAGAACUUAAAUGGGGAGAGUGUAGAUAUGACUUCUUUGCAUUUAUCCAAGAACGAAGGCAGUUCCAGAAAUCAAUCACAAAGCUCAAACUUUGAUGUCCUUGAUUGUGAGAAUGUAAAUGAUGGGAAUUCUGAGGAUGGUGACAAUGAUUCACUCGUACAUGUGAAGAGGGAGGAAAUUUGGAAGCCAACUGAUGGGCCUGUUGCAGCAGUUAAAAAUUUACUACCUCGUGGCUUAAUUAACUCGGGAAAUUUAUGCUUUCUUAAUGCGUCUCUGCAGGCUCUCUUAUCCUGUUCCCCAUUUGUUCAGCUUUUGCAGGAUCUUAGAGUCCGCAACAUCCCAAAGGUUGGCUUUCCGACGCUAACUGCAUUUGUGGAGUUUGUUUCUAACUUUGACGUGCCAAGCAGUUCCAGAUUGAAAAAGGACAUGGCUGCAGUUGAGACUGGUUGGCCUUUUAGCCCAGCCAUGUUUGAAGGCGUUCUUAAAAAUUUUACUCCAGAUAUUCCCAAUAGCUUAUCAGGAAGACCAAGGCAGGAGGAUGCUCAGGAGUUUCUUAGUUUCAUCAUGGAUCAAAUGCAUUAUGAAUUACUUCAAUGUGAAGGACAAUCUGCUAGUAUUAACGCUGCCAAAUCUACUCUAGUGUCCUCAACGGAAGAUGAUGAAUGGGAGACUGUUGGCCCAAAAAAUAAAUCUGCAGUAACUAGAACGCAAAGAUUCAAUCCUUCAGAGCUAAGUGAUAUUUUUGGAGGACAGCUGAGAAGUGUUGUGAAAGCAAGAGGCGCAGGAAAUAAAGCUUCUGCAACUGUUCAACCAUUUCUGUUGCUUCACCUAGAUAUUUAUCCUGAAGCUGUUCAUACUAUUGAGGAUGCACUCCAUUUGUUCUCUGCACCAGAAAAUCUAGAAGGUUAUCGGACAUCGGCAAUGGGGAAGGCUGGUGUAGUGACUGCAAGAAAAUCUGUGAAGAUACAGACACUUCCUAAGAUAUUGAUUUUGCACCUGAUGCGUUUUAGUUAUGGAAGCCAAGGGAGCACCAAGUUGCACAAACUUGUGCACUUCCCUCUUGAAUUUGUUCUGGGUCGGGAACUACUUUUUUCUCCAUUGACUGAGAGCCGAAAAUACGAACUUGUUGCUACAGUCACUCAUCAUGGUUGGGAACCUUCAAAGGGUCAUUAUACCGCUGAUGCCCGCUCUCCCAACGGUCAAUGGCUGCGUUUUGAUGAUGCAUUUGUCUCUGCAAUUGGAACAAGCAAGGUGUUGCAUGACCAGGCCUAUGUCCUCUUCUACAAACAAGUAUAGGGUGUGGUGGAACGAAUUUUGAUUACGCCAUAUAAAAUUUUACAAACCUGUUACAGGAUUAGUAGAUAAGAUUAUCUGGUCAGCUGUUCGGCAACGAACUUGUCUGUUAGGAUUGAAAGGCCCAUUAACCGUCUUGUAUCAAGUCCCUGGGCCAAAAAGUCAAACUCACCUGGGGGAAAGCAAUUACUGCAGUGUUUUCUUAUUAUUAUUAAUUUUUCCUCACCUUCUCCUCCGUCUUCUUUCAGCUUUACAUCUACGAAUUCAACUGAUCUGUAAUUUACUAGGAUAAUCAAGUAAAUAUAUGGGAAGUUGUUGAUGUUCAAAGUA